AUGCAGAAGAAAGGCUCUCCAAACUGCAAAGCAGCAAUGAGCGGCUCACGGAUCACGGAGCAGCCCCGGGAUCAGGUGGUGGUGGCCGGGCACAGUGCCAUCCUCUCCUGUGCUGUGUCCAACUACUCCGGCAUUGUCCAGUGGACCAAGGAUGGACUGGCACUCGGAAUGGGGAACGGCCUUCCAGCGUGGCCUCGGUAUCGUAUUGUGGGCGAGGCAGAGAAGGGGGAGCACAACCUGCAGAUCCAGGAGGCCGACCUGUCCGACGACGCCGUCUACGAGUGCCAAGCGACUGAGGUGGCCCUCCGGUCUGACAGAGCAAUGCUGACGGUGCUGGUUCCCCCUGAGGACCCGGUGAUUGACGACGGCCCCGAGAUUUUGCUGAGAGCGGGAUCCACGUACAAUCUGACAUGUCGUGCCAGUGGAGCCAAACCAGCAGCAGACAUCGUCUGGUACCAAGACGGGGCCGUGCAGGACGGAGCUGCCAUCUCCAAGGCCCUGAUGGAUGACGGGAAGCGAUCGGUGACCACCAGCACCCUGCCCAUCACCCCCACCGACGUGGACAUCGGCCGGCUGUUCACCUGCCUCACCAGUAACACAGCUCUGCCAGCCGGCAAGGAGGCCACAGUCCGCCUCAAUGUGCACC
Pristis pectinata (smalltooth sawfish) is the source of this 646-nucleotide messenger RNA. RefSeq names its product kin of IRRE-like protein 1. The record is from RefSeq and is a predicted model, not a curated record. Gene Ontology annotation, molecular function: cell adhesion molecule binding. NCBI's taxonomy places the organism in Eukaryota, Metazoa, Chordata, Chondrichthyes, Rhinopristiformes, Pristidae. The annotation marks the transcript as partial. The transcript has 5 exons. Gene Ontology annotation, cellular component: cell-cell junction. Gene Ontology annotation, biological process: cell-cell adhesion.